Messenger RNA from Volvox carteri f. nagariensis, 1237 nucleotides. RefSeq lists its product as uncharacterized. The transcript has 3 exons. Gene Ontology annotation, cellular component: membrane; lumenal side of endoplasmic reticulum membrane; cytoplasmic side of endoplasmic reticulum membrane. Lineage: Eukaryota; Viridiplantae; Chlorophyta; Chlorophyceae; Chlamydomonadales; Volvocaceae. The coding region runs from base 72 to 1196 and encodes 374 amino acids. The record is from RefSeq and is a predicted model, not a curated record. Gene Ontology annotation, molecular function: aspartic endopeptidase activity, intramembrane cleaving. Gene Ontology annotation, biological process: membrane protein proteolysis.
UGCAGACGUUGUUAACGGUAAACAUCACUGCAAUAGACGAGCGCUCAACGCGCUUUUAGAGGAGGCUGAUCAUGGCCGACGCGAAGCCGACCUCCUCACAUGCAGCAAUCUAUGCUAGUGACAGACCGGCACUGACGGCUCACCUGCUACUCUUAGGCCUUAGCCUAGCUCCUCUCGUUAUCAAUGUUCCCACCAACUUCAACAUCAUCGCGACGGCGGCGUUGGCAGUUUAUGCGGGGUCAUGGAGAUCUGUCAAACCAGCUCCACCAGCGGAGAGCAUGACCAAAAAGGAUGCCAUGCGUUUCCCUUUAGUGGGCAGCUGCGUCCUUUUUGGCCUGUUUCUCCUGUUCAAGUUCGUGCCUAAAUGGCUCGUGAAUGCGCUGCUGUCCCUGUACCUGGGGGGUAUCGCCAUCUUCGUCCUCACGUCCGCCGUCAUGCCAUACUUGUUGGACUACUUUCCAGAGAACAUUCGGCAUCAUGAGCUGGCUCUCCCGCGGAUAAAAGUUCCAUAUGUGUUCGAUAACUCGGACGGCAGCAUGCGGCCCACAGUUCCUGAGCUGAUCUUAGCGUCCAUUAGCCUGGGCUUCUGUGCCUGGUACUACGCCAAAAAACAUUGGUUUGCGAACAACUUGUUGGGCUUGGCGUUCUGUCUGGAGGGCAUCGAGCACCUCAGCUUGGGCUCGGUGCAAGUUGGUACAAUUCUGCUAGUCGGGCUGUUCUUUUACGACAUAUUCUGGGUUUUUUGCACGCCGGUGAUGGUGUCGGUCGCCAAGAAUUUCGAUGGACCUAUCAAGCUGCUGUUCCCUCGUGCCGGCACGCUGGAGAAUGACAAACGGCAUUUCGCAAUGCUGGGGCUUGGGGACAUCGUUAUCCCAGGCAUUUUCGUGGCCCUAAUCCUGCGGUACGAUGUUCAACGCAACUUCCGGUCCAAGUACUUCCGUUCUGCUUUUUGCGGCUACGUGGCCGGACUCGUGGCCACAAUCGUUGUCAUGAACGUCUUCCAAGCCGCCCAGCCAGCAUUACUUUACAUCGUGCCAGGCGUGCUGGGUGCCGUACUGGGCCACGCUUGGCUGGCGCGCGAGUUCCGCGCCGUGUUCAACUUCAGUGAGGCCGCUCCUGAAGACAAGGAGGGGGACGCCAAGGCGGUGCAGGGGCAGGAGUCACAAUCGGCGGAGGAAAGCAAGAAGACGCAAUGAUCUGCGUGUAUGGAGGGGAGGCCGCACGGAGGGGCUCUGAU